AUGGAUCAGUGCAAUCAAGUUUCCAAAUCUGUUUGUAUUCUCAAUAUCGACGCCGGUUUUGCAUCGGGAAUACAUGAGGUCUUAUGGUGUCUAUUGUCAGCCUAUUAUAGCUAUCAAACAGUUAUAUUGAUUCCCGAGUGGUCUAAAUAUUUCAAAGGCGGUGAGCACUGGAAUGAUAUCUUCAUGCCAUUGAGUACUUCAUGUGAUUACAAAGAUUUACCAAAAGAUCAACUCAUAGCUCCUGAACGACCCAAUACUGUAAUCGACAGAAAACUUGCUAAUAAACUGCCGAAAGAAUUUGGCACUGAUUUGAUGUCUCUGGUGGACAGUCCUAACUCAUGGUUUCACUCGCAGUUUAUAGGAUACAUACUACGACCGCAACCAAGACUUCAAAAUUAUAUCAAAAGGUUUAAGAAACAAAUUAAUUACAGACACCCUAUUGUAGGCAUUCAUGUGCGACGGACUGAUAAACUCGUUUACAACGAGGCCCUGUAUUAUCCUAUUUCCGAUUAUAUGGUUUCAGUGAAAGACUAUUUCGAUAAACUAGAGCUCACACGACAAGUGUCUCAGAGAUUGGUUUAUGUGGCUUCCGAUGACCCGUCAGUUUUGCCUCAAUUUGCAAAACAGUAUCCAAACUAUGAGUUCAUAGGAAGCACUUCCAUCUCGAAGACAGCAUUCAGUCAAACCACGAGAUAUUCAAAUGAAUCCCUUUGGGGAGUACUCGCGGAUAUAUUCCUGUUAUCGGAAACCGAUUAUAUNCUUUGGGGAGUACUCGCGGAUAUAUUCCUGUUAUCGGAAACCGAUUAUAUUGUUUGUACCUUCAGUUCAGCCAUAUGCCGACUUUCCUAUGAAUUAAUGCGAUACAAACAAUUGGACGCCUCAUUGCAAUACCGAUCCCUAGACGUGCCCUUUCAUUAUGACUUUGCAUUGACUCCCAUCCGGACAGCUGUUUACAACCAUCGGUCAAAAACUGAAGAUCAAUGGGAUCUAAGAAUCGGUGAUCACUUGCAUGAGAGACUCAAUGUAAACCGUCCAGGGUGGUCUGAAUGGUUUGAUCAAUCAAUUAACGGCAGGGGUUGGGACUCCUAUUUCUAUGCCUCCAAUUCAUCGACACAAAAUGUUCAACAGUUAUAUCAAAAAAUCUGA
Molecule: messenger RNA, 1146 nt
Organism: Oppiella nova
Lineage: Eukaryota; Metazoa; Arthropoda; Arachnida; Sarcoptiformes; Oppiidae
Source: the annotation of a GenBank genome assembly